This is a messenger RNA of Chrysemys picta bellii (western painted turtle), 2061 nucleotides long. RefSeq names its product methionine sulfoxide reductase A (gene MSRA). Lineage: Eukaryota; Metazoa; Chordata; Testudines; Emydidae. Gene Ontology annotation, molecular function: peptide-methionine (S)-S-oxide reductase activity. Gene Ontology annotation, cellular component: cytoplasm. Gene Ontology annotation, biological process: cellular response to oxidative stress. The record is from RefSeq and is a predicted model, not a curated record.
CCCGGGAGCCGCACACUCUCAGCGCUCCCCCAGCGCGUUUAUGGCAGCUGGGCUCUGCGCGCCUCUUGUGCAAGCCACGCAGCCUUCGGCAGGAGGCGGGUCUCUCGCCUACCGCCGCACGCGCCCCUGCCCCCCCCCCGGACCAACGGCUAGCGCGCGCCGGCCGACGGCGGGCGGACUCUGACUCUCGCGGGGGUGAUGACCGUGGCGCCACGCCGCCUCCUCCGUCCUCUCCUCGGCUCGCCGUUCCGGAUGGGAGACUCGCUCUCCAGGCUGCCCAGCAGCGCGGAGGCCCUGCCCGGCCGGAGCCAGAGCAUCCGGGUGUCAGCUCAACACCAUGUCAACGGAAACAGAACAGUGGAACCUUUCCCAGAGGGAACACAGAUGGUUUUAUUUGGUAUGGGAUGUUUCUGGGGAGCAGAGAGAAAGUUUUGGACACAGAAAGGAGUCUACUCCACUCAAGUGGGUUAUGCAGGAGGGUGUACCCCAAAUCCCACCUAUGAAGAGGUUUGUUCAGGGAAAACUGGCCAUACAGAAGCGGUGCGAGUAGUAUAUCAGCCAGAAAACAUCAGAUUUCAGAAACUGCUCAAGGUCUUCUGGGAGAAUCAUGACCCGACACAAGGAAUGAGGCAAGGUAAUGACUUUGGCACACAGUAUCGCUCGGCCAUCUACACGUUCUCUCAGGAACAGAUGGAAGCUGCUCUGCGAUCUAAAGAGGAUUAUCAAAAGGUAUUGACGGAGAGCGGUUUUGGCACAAUCACAACAGAAAUCCGUGAGGCUCCGGAGUUCUAUUACGCUGAAGAUUACCAUCAGCAGUAUCUAAGCAAGAACCCCAAUGGCUACUGUGGACUUGGGGGCACUGGGGUAUCCUGUCCAGUUAGUAUUAAAAAAUAAUCCAUGCGCACACUACUGCACAAACAUUGUAUUAUGUUUUUGCUAGAAACAUAAAGUAAAGCAACUUGAUGUGUUGUUGGAUGAUUACUCCCGGGGGAGUUCUUUGCCAAAAAAUUAAAAAUUCUUUGCACCGUAUUUUACAAUUCUGCAAAAUUCUGCAUAUUUUAGUUGUUAAAAGAACACAAUAUAAUCACGCCAGUUCCAAUUACUUUGGUAAUUUAUUUCAAAAUACCUGUCAGCAAGUAUGUCUGUAACAAUACAGACAACGAAAAGAUUCAGGAAAUGUUUUCUGACAAAUAGAUUCCUUACUAGGCAUAUUAAUAAAGAACUUGAUGUAUCUUUGUUGACAGUUAUAUUCUGGUUCAGUGAAAUUAAAUAUUUCAUUUAAAAAGAGUCAUUAUACAAAUGUAUGUUACACAAAAAUAUUGUAACGACCUGGCCUAAGAGGGCGCUAGCAUCCUUAAGGACUGUUUUGUGUCUGUCUGUCAUGUCUUGUCCAAGUUCAAGCUUCUAUGUGUAUUGUAAGGUUUUUGGGUCACACUAUUCUAGCGGGAGGGGGUUAGUGAGCUAGCGGAGUUUAAUUGUAGUAUAAUGGGUGAUUAGCAUGGGGAAGGGAGACCAAGGUAAGACUGUGGGUGUCGGGGCGAGUGUGUGUGCACAUGCGGGGUGUGUGGGUUUGUGUUUGUGUGGGUUGGGUCGUGUACAUAGUUUGCCAGCUGACACCCCUUCAUCUCCGGAGGUAGUAUGCACGCACCCAUGCCAGGUGCAGCCAGGAGUGCUGCGGUGAUGUGGUGACAGGUGGGAGCGGAGGAGGGCAGGUUCAGGCUGGCAGGGAAUAUAAGAGGGAGGGCAGCACCACUAGAGUCAGACGCACGCAGAGUGGAGUUUAAGGUGAAGAGUGCUCAUGUGCGUGUGAAGACAAACACACUCUACCCUCAAUCUCCCUUCCCCAUGCUAACCACCCACUAUCCUACAACUAAACUCUGCUAGCUCACUAACCCCCUCCUGCUACAGUGGUAGGACCCAAAAACCUUACAAUACACAUAGAAGACGUUAUGUGUGUACAUAACUAAUACAUUUUAAACAUGCAAAGCUAGAAAAAGGAAGCAUUUUGGUGGAAAUCACAAAUUCUGUGUGACAAAAAUAAAAUUGUGCGGAGAACAUUAA